This is a messenger RNA of Drosophila suzukii, 1235 nucleotides long. RefSeq lists its product as uncharacterized. Gene Ontology annotation, cellular component: extracellular region. The record is from RefSeq and is a predicted model, not a curated record. Lineage: Eukaryota; Metazoa; Arthropoda; Insecta; Diptera; Drosophilidae. Gene Ontology annotation, molecular function: chitin binding.
CAUAUCAUUUACUAGUACAGAUUGAGUAACAUUACCGCGAAAAGUUGCAAAGGAACAUGCAAAGGAUAAUCGCAAUUGUGGCCAUUGUGGCAGCAGGACUAUCUCUUGUGGCAGCACAGACUUGUCAGGAGUGCCAGACAGACAACGAUGUGUACUGCCACAAUCAGACCGCAUAUCAAAAUUGCAUGAAUGGUGCAACAAUCGGAGAUAUUGUGUUGUGUCCCACGGGCACAGUUUGCUCCAAUUCCGACGACGUCUGUGUGGACAGCUCCGAGGUGAGCACAACCGUAUUAGACGUUUGUGGAACCUCUGCCGGAAACGGUGCCCAGUGCGAAGUGUGUUCCAGCAAAUACGCCUGUGUCAGCAGUACCCAGUAUGUCCGAUGCUCCUCCAGCGGAUCUCUCAUAACCUCCAAUGUGUACAGCUGCGGUACCGAUGAAAGUUGUAUCAUCGAGUCUCUUUCUGUUUUUGGUUCGCUCUGUGUGCCUUCUUGUGCCGCCGAAUUCGCUGGCUAUAACGCAUCAUGUAGCAACAGCGUGUACCAGCCCGCAACUACGACAGCUGCUCCGACAACGACGCCGAGUGCUACCCAGAAAGAGGAGUACUGCACUGCUGGCCAGCCUAGUACCAGUAAAGGGUACUUCUUCACCAGAAACACCGACGAUUCCACGUGCAAGACUUACUUGUACUGCCAGAAAUCGGGAACCGACUGGAUAGCCAUUUACAUGACUUGUGGUGCCUCAACACCCUACUUCGACUCGACCACUAGCAUCUGUGUGGCGACCAAGCCUACCAGCUGCUCGGUAACAACCACCACGAGUUCCUCGACCACUACAACCCCGUCUUCCACUAGUAGUGAUUCAACGGAGGCUUCUACGAAUUCUUCAACGACUGAUUCUUCAACGGUUUCUUCCUCGGAUGCUUCUUCCACAACUUCUUCGACGACUGAUUCUUCAACGGAUUCUUCCACAACGGCUUCAACUUCCACUGAGGUUCCCUCUGAUUCUUCUUCGACUGAUUCUUCAGCAACGGCUUCAACUUCUUCAUCAACUGAAGCAUCUAAUUCUUCUUCAACUGAUUCUUCAACUGAUUCUUCAACUGAUUCUUCAACGGAUUCUUCAACUGAUUCUUCAACGAUUUCUUCUUCCUCGGAGACUUCUUCAAGUGAUGAUUCUUCCACUGAAACUUCAACUGUUUCUUCGUAGUCAGACGACAGCUACUCUCCCACCAGUUAU